Acanthamoeba castellanii str. Neff is the source of this 2391-nucleotide messenger RNA. RefSeq lists its product as uncharacterized. NCBI's taxonomy places the organism in Eukaryota, Discosea, Longamoebia, Acanthamoebidae. The transcript has 8 exons. The coding region runs from base 1 to 2391 and encodes 796 amino acids. The record is from RefSeq and is a predicted model, not a curated record.
AUGUCGGUGGCCCUCUCGUUCGGCUUCGACCGCUCCUUCCUCUGGUCGACCGAACUCCAGCACAACCUGGUGUCGAUCCAGCCCCACAUGAUCGAGCGCCUCCGCCUCCGCUACUUCGAACUGUACUCGGCAGCCCCAGCCCCUGAACAUCAACAUCAACAGCAACUACCAGUGCCGCAACAACUCGACCCGCAACACCAUCGUCUUCGCGAUGACGAUGAACCUUUUCCUCGUACGCUCGCCCACGCCCACGUGGUGGAUACCAUCGACAGUGCCGGCUGCUCGGUGCGUGUACGGGUCGAAACGUUCUUCGUGCGCUGGGACGACUUCACGCAGCGCUACUGCAUGAAGAGCAACAAGGGCCGCGACGAGUGCGUGCUGCAGGCCUUCCGGCACGGACGUCGGCCGCACGACGCCGAGUUCGAUCGACUCUACGACCUCUUCUCGUGGCUGCUGCACGAGAGCCGCCUUCUGUUCUCCCCCGGUGAGCCGGCCGCUCUGACCACCGCUGCCGCUGGCCCCGAAGCGCUUCGUCGUAGCGUCGACGAGCCCAUCGCCAUCACCGUCGUCGAUGCCGAGCAAGAGCCUGCGGCAGGCGACGAUCUCCCGCUCGCUGCGCUCCGAUCGCUCGCCAUCCGCACCGAUCCGGCGGAAGUGACGCCCGCGGUGAGCCCCGUCCACGCGGACCUUGCGCGCUCGCUCGGCGUCUUCUUCGGCCGCGAGUCGGACGUGGUGCAGGGCUUCCUCGAUGCCGACUUCGUGUUCUCCUCCCCCGACGGUCGAGCCCUGCGUUGGCGGUCGUACCUGCUGGCGCAUCUGAUGCGGGACAUCACCGACGCGGUGCUGGGCCUCUUUGGCCUCCGCCAGACCAAAUGCGACGACUACCCGGCCGCCCAGCUCAGGCAGAUCCACGACUCGGUCCUGUGCCGCGCCGACAUUGCCAUCUCCCCUCAGCGAUGGGCGGAGCUGUACCGGCAAUGCGUGGACGGUACACACCUGGACAUGGGCGAAGACGGCCUGAGCCCGCCGACGGCGAUGGACGCCGCGUGGGCGGAGCUGGCGGACAUCCUCGGCGCCGUGUUUGUCGACGUCGGCAAGCUGGUGCGCGCGGUCGUCGCCUUCCUCUCCGCCCCUGUGACGGCGGCCCCUUCUGCCCGCGGCUCCCCCGACCCAGCCGCCACCGGCGAUGAUCACGCGCGCCUGACCAGCUUUCCGAACCACAACCAAAUCCACGUGCUCGGCAACCUGCUCCAGCUGCCUGUCAUGAAGCGCGAGCCCUACUGCCACGCGCUGUCGUUCCUGCUGCCCAACGAUGCGACGACGACGACGACGACGACGACCGACGGGCGGGCGCUGCAGGCUGCGGCCGUGGGCUACCUGGCCUGCAUGGUGCGCCUGAACGCCCGGCGGCUCGAUCGGCUGGAGCUGCUGAAACCGUUCAUUCGCUCGUGGAUCACCGACGGCGCCAGGCCCGAUUUUCCCGACGAGCUGAUGGCCGACCUGCGGUACUUUGGCGGCGUGUGGGGUUCGCUCAUCAUUCACGACAUCAUCGCCGGGAUUCACGGAUUCGUGACGCGUUCGAUUCGAGGCUACGAUACGCGGGCGCUCAAGCAGCGGAUCGUGGGCGUCGUCGUUUCGGUGCUCGGCGGCGCGCUGCUCGAGCCGGACUUUGCGAGGAUUGUGCGUGGUGGCAGUGGCGACGACGACGACGACGACGACGACGACGGGGAGCAAGGCAACUGCGAGCAGGAGGACACCGCCAGAGCGCUUGAGACCCUCAUGCUGGCGCUGCGCGUCAUCGACCAGUGUCUGCCCCACGACAGCCUCAUGUUCGUCCGCCGAAACUGCGCGCCCGCCGCCGAGCGCCUCCUCGACGAGACCUUCAACCGAGGUCUGAACGACUCGGCCGUCGUGCUCGAGCGCCUGAUGGGCACGCGCGUCAUCGACCGCCUCACCGCCGCCGUGCUCCGGGCCAUCACCCUCGAAACCCCGCCCGCCGCCACUCCACCGGGCAAAGCCGCUGAUGGCGAUGGUGAUGGCGAUGAUGGCAACGCCGAGGAGACGACACGUCGGCAGCAGCUGGUCGAUGUGGUGAGGAGCGCCGUGGAGAAGAUGUGCAUCGGCACGGCGUCGGGCGCGGCCGUGACCCAGUCGGUCCUCCCGCCGCUCCCGCCGCACACGGCGCGCCGCCAGACGCGCAAGCUCGUGCGGACCCGGCGGAAGCUCGAGCAGGAGGCCGAGGGACCCGUGCGCGUCAUGCUCGACGCCUUCUUCGCCGACGCCCGACGACUGGUCGCCGCCUUCCACCAUCAACAUCAACACCAACAUCACGCCCUCCUUGCCUCCGCCUUGCACGACGUGACCCUCGCCCUCGACGACGUACGUGCGUAG